AUGUCGGCCGGUCCACCAGCGCGUUCGAUGGCAAAGGAUCAAGACUCUCGGGAACCUCAGGAUAAUGAAUCUGCUGCUGCUUCUCGCCAGACUGUGGUAGAAGAGCUUAAUGAGCCGGAGGGUUCCCAUGCAGAAGUUCCUCCAGACCCGCCGUUCUCCAAAGGCUUUUGGGACAACGAUCCAGUCACCACGAAGGCGCGGAAAGCCUAUCUCAAAGUAUGCGUCAUGGCAGUUGUCCUUGUCUCGUUGACCAUAUGGGCGGUACUCCCCAUGUUCUGGGGAUCCGAAUGGAAGCCAGAGACAGCAGUGCACAACCUAAACGGCUGGAUCGUGCUAGAGGCUGCGUGGUGGGUCUCUGCGCUCAAGGCGUUCGAGCAGACGUAUGAACAGACAUUCCGCUCCUCAUCGACGUUGUUCACCUCGCAAGAUGAGUCGGAGAGGUGGGAGGAGUGCAAACUCUUGUUAAUCGACGAGGUGGAGCGCAGCGAGCGCGCCGCGUUCGCCGGGAAGCGGGGGCGCGAUGGGGACGCGGAGGAAGAGUGGGAGUGGGAGGAGAUGAUUGGGUGUUGGGUCAGGAAGACCGAGUCCCCCGGAGAGGCGAGGAUGCCCAAGAGACGGAAGUUGAAGCGAGUCGUGCCUCAGCCUGUCCGAGAGGAGGAUGACUACUCGUCGACGUUGGCAUGCAGCGACCCGCUCGCCCUGCCUGGUGCCGAGACCUCGUCGCCCGAUCCGAUCGCUUCGUUCACGAAGGCUCGUGCAGUUGCUCUGUCGGACAUCGGUUCCCCUUGUCCUAAGGCCCUGAAUGGGACUCGUGCGCAUGCCAGGUCGAGUAGCUCCCCCGCGGAGAUAGCGCCGAUCGGUUCUGCGAGAUAUUUGCCCGACAGUGAUUCCCCGGAAAGCAAUCCCUGGGUCGUGAACGCGAUUGAACCUGAGCUGCCAACUGUGGACUUGUUUCCUUCGUCGGACGACACGUUGGAUCUCUUUGCCUAUGGGAGUUCAUCCCCGUGA
Gloeophyllum trabeum ATCC 11539 is the source of this 1008-nucleotide messenger RNA. RefSeq lists its product as uncharacterized. The transcript is spliced from 2 exons. The record is from RefSeq and is a predicted model, not a curated record. Bases 1 to 1008 code for a protein of 335 amino acids. NCBI's taxonomy places the organism in Eukaryota, Fungi, Basidiomycota, Agaricomycetes, Gloeophyllales, Gloeophyllaceae.